AUGGCAAGCGGAGAUUUUGAUGACACCAGAGACUACGAGAAAUAUCUGGAACAGGAGGUCGUUGUUAUGCUGCGAGAUGGGAGGUAUCUCUACGGUGUGAUGAAGUCCUUUGAUCAAUUCAACAGUGUAACACUUGACGGUGUUAUCGAAAGGAUAUUUCACGAUACCAGAUAUGCCGAGAGGAGGCAUGAGCUGUUCAUAAUAAGAGGAGAAAACAUAACAAUGAUAGGCCUAAGCCCUCCAGACGUGGAAGAAGGGCUGGAGCAGGCAGACUUCUGGGCCCUUAAGAACGAGAUUCUGGGUUUGUAG
This is a messenger RNA of Encephalitozoon cuniculi GB-M1, 309 nucleotides long. Its product is annotated as Lsm1p-like protein. Bases 1 to 309 code for a protein of 102 amino acids. Gene Ontology annotation, cellular component: Lsm1-7-Pat1 complex; P-body. Gene Ontology annotation, biological process: deadenylation-dependent decapping of nuclear-transcribed mRNA. The transcript has a single exon. Gene Ontology annotation, molecular function: RNA cap binding. Lineage: Eukaryota; Fungi; Microsporidia; Unikaryonidae. The record is from RefSeq and is marked provisional.